This is a messenger RNA of Quercus robur (English oak), 1468 nucleotides long. Its product is annotated as F-box/kelch-repeat protein At3g23880-like. The record is from RefSeq and is a predicted model, not a curated record. Bases 91 to 1242 code for a protein of 383 amino acids. Gene Ontology annotation, molecular function: protein binding. The transcript has 2 exons. Lineage: Eukaryota; Viridiplantae; Streptophyta; Magnoliopsida; Fagales; Fagaceae.
CAACAUAACAUAAACCCUUGUUUUCAAAAAGGGGAAACAGACAGCCAAAAUCCUAAAACCUUAAACUCGGUUCCUUCGUGAAUCUUCCUGAUGUCUCAGAACACUACAACAAGAAUGCGUGAGCGUAUUCCAGACGACGUCGUGGAAGACAUCCUAGAUCAUCUCCCAGUGAAAUCCUUAACCCGAUUCAGGUGCGUUUCUAAAUCAUGUGACUCCAUCAUCACUGACCCCACUUUCAUUACCAAACACUUGAAGCUCAACCUUAAGCAAUCCGAAUCAUUGAAAUCCACAAAAACUCAUAGUGGGUAUUUGCUAUAUACUACAAAGGAUAAGAAUAGUUCAUCAUCUUCCAAAUAUUUAUGUACGGCUGUUUGCAACAACGACCGCACAUUGACCCAGGUUUCUAGGUUUGAAAUCCCCUCUUUUUUUGACGAAUGCAAAAUAGUUGCUUGCUGUAAUGGCUUGUUCUGCAUGGCUGACUAUGGUCUUAGUCACAUUAUAUAUCUGUGGAACCCAAGUAUUAGAAUGUUUAAGAAGCUUCUAGCUACUCCCACUCCUGACGAGGUCGCCAGUUCCGCUUUUGGACUUGCUUAUAAUUCUCAAAAUAAUGACUUCAAGAUUCUUAGACUUAUGUCUGUUUUUUACUUAGAAGAGGCCAAAGCCGAGAUUUACAGUUUGAGUACAGAUUCGUGGAGAAAGGUUGUAAUAACGAUGGAGUCCUUAAGAGGGUAUGAACCCGACUUUGGACCUAUUUAUAUUUAUAUUUAUCCACCCUGUAUAUUUUUUAAUGGAGCUUUGCACUCUGUAGCAGCCAGUAAUCGCCACCAUUUCGUUCUGUCCUUUAACGUCAAUGAUGAGAGCUUCCAUGAGAUAAUGCCGCCUCCUCAUUUAUCGUUUGGUGUGCCUGGAUGUUUCAAUGAACUUGCAUUGUUCAAGGGAUCCCUGGCUGUUUUUGCUUACGGAAAUAAUCAUCAGGGUGUCUUAUGCCACAUAUGGGUUAUGGAGGAGUAUGGUGUGGCUGAAUCUUGGACUGAAAAAUAUAGGGUACAAAUGGAUUGGUUUUGGGAUGGUCAUUUCAUUGGCUUUGCUGAUAAUGGUGAACUUUUGAUUAAGAAUGCCUUUGGGCUGGUUUCAAUUGACCUUGAGAGUCAAAAUCAGAACAUUCUUGCAAUUGAAGGUGCUGAUUGGGUGGGUUCCACAACUAAUUUGAUGGAGAGCUUGAUUUUACUCGAUGGUGAGUAGAGCAAGGCAGAUGGUUUUAAGCACCUGCAAAGCAGAAUAAAUCUUGUUGAUGCAGCAGGGCAGCGUUUAAAGCAAACUGGUAAUAUUAGUAGAUCACUUUCACGCCUGGGUAUGAUCAAACAUAUCUUCUAUCUUGUUUGGUUUAGCUUACCAAUUGGUCAAUAUUGCUGUAUGUACAAACCCGUCAAAAAUAUAUAUGAUCAAUUAGGUAUAAUUUGGCAUGGCA